CUGAAAUCAAUUUCAUUUAAAAAAGGUGGUCAGCAGAAAUUUAUUGGUAGAUUUAAAGGCAGGAACUCCCGGUCGUGACCUGUAAUUUAAUAUUUUUAAUUUCAAUUAAGUACGGAAUUUCUUUUCUUCCACUACUAUAAGACCCCAUCCCCAUCCUCCUCUCUCCAUCACUCCAACCCGUCAUAUCCAGACACCAUCAUUAAUCAAUGGCGUCCCUUUUAUCUUUCCGGCCGUGCUCUGUUUUGCUCUGUUUCGCUCUCCUCCUCGUUUCCCCUGUUUUUCCGGCGGAUUCAGCUCAGAACGGCCCCAUAUUCGCCUGCGACGUCGAGAACAAUCCGGGCCUCAAGGAAUUCCCCUUCUGCGACGCGUCGUUGAGCGUGAAGCAGAGAGUGAAGGCUCUGGUGGGCAGCCUGACAUUGCCGGAGAAGAUCACUUUCUUGGUGAGCAAAUCCGGCGGCGUCCCCAGGCUCGGAAUCCCGCAGUACGAGUGGUGGUCGGAGGCGCUCCACGGCGUCUCCUACGUGGGGUACGGGGUCAAGUUCACCGACCUCAUCCCCGGCGCCACCAGCUUCCCGGCGCCCAUCCUCACCGCCGCCUCGUUCAACAAGGACCUCUUUCAGGCCAUCGGGAAGGCGGUUUCCACGGAGGCGCGGGCAAUGCACAACGUGGGGUUGGCCGGGCUGACUUUCUGGUCCCCGAACGUGAACAUCUUCCGGGACCCGCGGUGGGGCCGCGGCCAGGAAACUCCCGGCGAGGAUCCGACCCUCUCCGGCCAGUACGGCGUCCGGUACGUCAAAGGGCUGCAAGAGAGCGACGGCGAGAAGCUGAAAGUCGCCGCUUGUUGCAAACACUACACCGCUUAUGAUGUUGACAAUUGGAAAGGGGUCGACAGAUACACUUUUAGUGCAAAUGUGACGGAACAAGAUAUGCAUGAGACAUUUCAGCCACCAUUUGAGGCAUGUGUGAAAGAAGGGAAUGUGGCGAGUGUGAUGUGUUCAUACAAUCAGGUCAAUGGGAAGCCAACUUGUGGUGAUCCUAACCUUCUCAAUGGGGUUGUUAGAGGCCAAUGGAACUUGAAUGGAUACAUUGUGACAGAUUGUGACUCAUUGGAUGUAAUUUUCAACUCUCAACACUACACCAAGACAAAAGAAGAGACUGCUGCUUUAGGAUUGAAUUCUGGGGUGGACCUAAAUUGUGGGUCAUUUUUGGGGAGUUACACACAAGGGGCAGUGAACCAAGGGCUGGUGAAUGAGUCAGAAAUCAACAGGGCAGUGUCCAACAAUUUUGCCACCCUAAUGAGGCUUGGAUUCUUUGAUGGAAAUCCCAAGAACAACAAGGAUUAUGGACAUCUUGGCCCUGCCCAUGUAUGCACCCAAGAAAACCAAGAACUUGCCCGCGAAGCCGCGCGACAAGGCAUCGUGUUGCUGAAGAACAGCGCCGGUUCGCUUCCUCUGUCGCCUAAUGCUAUAAAGUCGUUGGCUGUCAUUGGGCCCAAUGCCAAUGCCACCAAGACCAUGAUUAGCAACUAUGAAGGGACUCCUUGUAGGUACACAAGCCCUUUGCAGGGGCUAAUGGGUGUCGUGGCCAACACGGUUUACUCCCCCGGUUGUGACAAUGUGGCGUGCGAUACAGCCCGAGUGGAUGAUGCCAAGAAAGCUGCAGCCGAGGCCGAUGCAGUUGUUCUAGUGAUGGGUUCGGAUCAAUCCGUUGAAAAAGAAUCUCUAGACAGAACCAGCAUUACUCUUCCGGGACAACAAUCUGUUCUAGUGUCCGAGGUUGCAAAGGCUGCGAAGGGUCGUCCUCUGAUCUUAGUCAUAAUGUCUGGAGGUGGCAUGGAUGUGCAAUUUGCAAAGGAUGAUCCUAGUGUUACAAGCAUUCUUUGGGUUGGGUUCCCAGGCGAAGCCGGCGGAGCUGCCCUUGCUGAUGUUGUUUUUGGACUCCACAACCCAAGUGGGAGGCUACCAAUGACAUGGUAUCCACAAUCAUAUGUGGAUAGCGUCGCUAUGACGGACAUGAGAAUGAGGCCGGGUCCUGGUUUCCCGGGUAGGACAUACAGGUACUACAAGGGCCCGACCGUCUUUGAAUUUGGAUACGGGUUGUCGUACUCCACGUUCAAACAUACCAUGAUCCGUGGCACUCCACGGUCGGUCUCCCUCCUCCUAGAGGAACAACACGUCUGUCGUCUUGCCUCCACGGACUGUAAGUCUGUUGAGGCUGAAGACAGCAUCUGCAAGAAUUCGCCAGCGUUUGACGUUCGUCUCAAGGUGAAGAAUUCAGGUGGCAUGAAGGGAAGCCACACUGUUUUAUUGCACACCGUGCCCCCCUCGGUCCACAAUGCGCCUCAGAGAAAGUUGGUGGCGUUCGAGAAGGUGCAUUUGCAUCCGGACGAGGAAGUCAUGGUUCGGUUCAAUGUGAACGUUUGCGAGCAUUUGAGUGUGGUCGAUGAGGUUGGAAAAAAGAAAGUCCCCCUCGGACACCAUCGGCUCCACAUUGGAGAUUUAGAACAUUCUUUAGUCAUCACUGUUUAAUUUGCUUUUACAUUUAUAAAUCUGUUCUUCCCAAAGAAAACAAAUUUGUACAUUCUUGGAAGUGAUGAGAGUGUGCAAGUUUAGAAGUUGCAUUCAUUCCUAACAAAUUUGUAUGUUCUUGAAAGCUUUUUUUUCUACACUAAGAAUUUAGAUAUAUAGUUUUCAUCAAGUGAUAGAUUGGGCAUUUUAUUUGUCAUAUGCUAGUGCAAAAUAAUGUACCUUACAAUUAUUUUUAUGAAUCACAUUAUUGAUUAAUAACUUUAGACAAAUAGA
This is a messenger RNA of Cuscuta campestris, 2801 nucleotides long. The record is from the annotation of a GenBank genome assembly. Lineage: Eukaryota; Viridiplantae; Streptophyta; Magnoliopsida; Solanales; Convolvulaceae.